Phragmites australis (common reed) is the source of this 942-nucleotide messenger RNA. RefSeq names its product UDP-glucose 6-dehydrogenase 5-like. Gene Ontology annotation, molecular function: NAD binding; UDP-glucose 6-dehydrogenase activity. The record is from RefSeq and is a predicted model, not a curated record. Lineage: Eukaryota; Viridiplantae; Streptophyta; Magnoliopsida; Poales; Poaceae. Gene Ontology annotation, biological process: glycosaminoglycan biosynthetic process. The coding region runs from base 442 to 942 and encodes 166 amino acids. Gene Ontology annotation, cellular component: cytosol; nucleus. The transcript has a single exon.
UUCGAUCUUUGAUGAGUUUUGCAGGAUGCUUUGGAAAUUGAAACAAACGGCAUCUCAAGACUAGCAGAUCAGAAGGUACUCUCACACCAUCAGCUGCCUGACUUCCAUUUGGGCUGGCUGCCGUAGAGGAUAAAAGGACACAGGCGUAUUUAAAAGAGUUUUAGGCACCUCCCUCUUACUCAACUUCUCAGUUCUUCAGAACUGGUAAUGUCCCCUGAUCCCAUGCAGAUUUUGCGGUUACUGGUGUAGUCCUGAUCCUGAAGAUGAUCAUCUAGAUGCAAUUGCCAUUGUAAUAUGGUUCAUGAUUCAAGACCAUCUUGAUGCUACUGCCCUUAUAAAUUGUUAUACAAGUUCAUUCAUGACCUCAAGCACUUGCUCAACUUUGGUCUUCACUUCUGAAUCUUUCAGGCUUCAGCUAAUUUCGUCAGGUGCGCACACACAAUGAGUGAGAAGAGCAGCAGACAAGGGCAUACACAGACCACCAUGGUGAAGAUCUGCUGCAUCGGCGCCGGCUACUGGCGGCAGGUGGUGGCCGUGAAUGACUACCAGAAGAGCCGCGUGUGCAGGUGGCGGCACGUGUGCAGGGGCCUGCUCGGUGACAGGGCCCACGUCAGCGUGUACGACUCGCUGGUGAGCGAGAAGCAGAUAAGGAGGGACACGGCGGCGGCGGCGGCGAAGGUGCAGCAGGUGCGCGUGGCGAGGGACGCGUACGAGGCCGCUCAGGGCGCGCACGGGCUGUGCGUGCUGACAGAGUGGGACGAGUUCAGGACGCUGGACUACCGGCGAAUAUUUGUCAGCACGCAGAAGCCGGCGUUCGUCUUCGACGGCCGUAACGUCGUCGAUGUCGGAAAUCUUAGGGAGAUCGGCUUCGUCGUCUACACAGUCGGCAAGCCGUUAUGUACUUACAACUUUGCAAACUUCUUUUUUAUAAUAAAAUUCUGA